UGUUGGUUUCGUGCGCAAAGACAGGCACGAUGAUCGUAGGGUGGGGGAUGGGUGAAUGUGUUGCAAGCCUUUUGGCGAUUGGUCAAAACAGGGAUUCGAACUAACAAAACACAAUCUGAUUGGCUGUCUGGACUCCCACGAGGGGUCGCAUGCAAAAGAUUUGCCAAAGGGUUUAUUGUUUCUUUGCUUUCGGGAGCCAGAAUUGUUUGCUAUCUGCUCAGUCUACAAUCAAAUAACGAGACGGAAAAAUGGCUGGUGGCAAGGCAGGAAAAGACAGUGGCAAAGCCAAGGCAAAAGCAGUGUCUCGCUCCCAGAGGGCUGGGCUGCAGUUCCCAGUGGGUCGUAUCCACAGGCACUUGAAGACUCGCACAACCAGCCACGGUCGAGUAGGAGCCACAGCAGCUGUGUACAGUGCAGCUAUCCUUGAGUACCUCACCGCUGAAGUACUAGAGUUGGCGGGCAAUGCCUCCAAAGACUUGAAGGUGAAGCGUAUCACUCCCCGUCACUUGCAACUGGCCAUCCGUGGGGAUGAGGAGUUGGACUCCCUUAUCAAGGCAACAAUUGCUGGAGGAGGUGUCAUUCCCCAUAUCCACAAAUCCCUCAUUGGGAAGAAGGGCCAGCAGAAGACUGCAUAAAUGUCAUGUUAACCAGAAAUUUCGGGGCUUGGGCUUUGAACGGACCAGGAGUUCACAUUUGUUCUUUUUUACAAUUAAUAUUAUAGCAAACGAAGAGUGAUUGUUAGAAUUUGUGUUGUAAUAUUUUCCCAUAACUAGAAAAAGUACAGAAAACCCCUUAAUGACAAAACCCUUUGUAUGUUAUUGUAGAACGUUUGACUGGGGAGAUCAUUAUUUCAAAUGGUGACAGUGAAUUUGUUUGAUUGGCCUGGGACUAUGUAAUGUUUUAUACUGAAAAAAUAAGUUGUUAAAACCGUUUUUAUAUAAAAAA
Molecule: messenger RNA, 945 nt
Organism: Etheostoma cragini (Arkansas darter)
Lineage: Eukaryota; Metazoa; Chordata; Actinopteri; Perciformes; Percidae
Product: histone H2A.V
Exons: 5
Coding region: 249-635 (128 amino acids)
Cellular component (GO): nucleosome
Molecular function (GO): structural constituent of chromatin; protein heterodimerization activity; DNA binding
Source: RefSeq, a predicted model, not a curated record